UCCGUCUGUAAGGAAUGUGUCCACCCGCGUUUUAUAAUCUGUCCAACAGAGGGCAGUGUAAAUAUAUUAACAGUUUUCAGUGCGACUUCCGGGAAAACAGCAAGACUUGAUGAUCCGGGUGUAGUAUAAUGAUCCAGAAGCUCCCCAAAUCCUUACUCAGGCGAUGGGGGCAGACGGCGGGUCUGGAACUGCCGCGGGACCGGAUGUACCCUGGCGGAAGGUUUUGUGGGAGCGUCAGCCGUUCCCGGACAACUAUGUCGACCGUCGGUUCCUGGAGGAGCUAAGGAGGAACGUGGGUGUUCGGCAGUACCACUACUGGGCGGUGGUGAAGGAAGCUGUGCUGGUAGGGCAGCAGAUAUCCUGCGUGUCUCUGUUCCUCACUCUGUGGUACUACAUGGAUCAGGGUCUGUUGUCCCCCACCACACUGCUGUGGACUUGCCUGCUCUGUGCAUUGCUGGGCUACGGACUCUACCAAGCGCUGAAGCCGGGGGGACGAUCGAGCUUGCGGCCUCGCACGCGUUUAGCGGACCUCCAGAGCGCCGCCAUCUUCCUGUCC
Osmerus eperlanus (European smelt) is the source of this 556-nucleotide messenger RNA. RefSeq names its product phosphatidylinositol glycan anchor biosynthesis, class C (gene pigc). The transcript has 2 exons. NCBI's taxonomy places the organism in Eukaryota, Metazoa, Chordata, Actinopteri, Osmeriformes, Osmeridae. Gene Ontology annotation, biological process: GPI anchor biosynthetic process. The record is from RefSeq and is a predicted model, not a curated record. Gene Ontology annotation, cellular component: membrane; glycosylphosphatidylinositol-N-acetylglucosaminyltransferase (GPI-GnT) complex. The annotation marks the transcript as partial.